Molecule: messenger RNA, 2824 nt
Organism: Camellia sinensis
Lineage: Eukaryota; Viridiplantae; Streptophyta; Magnoliopsida; Ericales; Theaceae
Product: filament-like plant protein
Source: RefSeq, a predicted model, not a curated record
UUAGAGAGAGAGAGUGUAGAGAGAGAAGAAAGGGUUCUGUGCCGCGGAGACUGAUGAGUAGACAAGUGGUAGUGAAAUCCCACAUCCAUAGGCGGGAAUAACGCCAUCUCCAUUUGAAAAAAACAAAUCCCAGAGUGAGAAAAAAAAAAAAGAAAAAAAAAAGUAGUAAAAGAGAAAAUUAUUAUUGUAUUUGAAUAAUAAAAAAAGAGAGAGUGGAAUAAAUAGAGACUUCUCUCUAUUCCUCUGAAUUAUCAUCUACAUUUGUGCUGACAUUCCGUAGAUCUCUCUGCAGAUUGUAGCCUUUUUUUAGGUAUAUAUUUUGUUUCUAUCCACUGCAGAUGAAUCAUCAUUCUUGACUAAUUUAAUUGUCCUGAUUUUUAAUCAAGGCUCCAUUUUUAUUUUUCUCUACAAUCAUCUAAGAUGAAGUGUUUGUGAGGGGUUAUUUUUGCUGGAGAUUGAGAUGGACCGCCGGAGUUGGCUCUGGCGGAGGAAGUCUUCCGAGAAAAGUCCUGGUGAAACUGAGAGCUCGGGAUCGGCGUCGUCUCAUUCUGAAAGAUUCUCUGAUGAUCAGGCAUGGUUGAACCAUCAUACUCAAUCUCCAGAAGUCACAUCUAAAGCUGCGCCCAGUGAUGAACUUAAUGAUAGUGUGAAGACUCUAUCAGAGAAGCUCUCAGAAGCUCUUCUCAACAUCAGGGCCAAAGAAGAUUUGGUAAAGCAGCAUGCAAAAGUUGCAGAGGAAGCUGUCUCAGGAUGGGAAAGGGCUGAAAGUGAAGUGUUGGCUUUAAAGCAACAACUUGAGGUUGCAACUCAGAAGAAUUCAUCCCUUGAAGAUCGAGUUAACAAUCUUGAUGGAGCUCUCAAGGAGUGUGUUAGACAGCUUCGACAAGCUAGAGAAGAGCAAGAUCAGAAGAUUCAUGAAGCUGUUGCCAAGAAAACUCGUGAAUGGGAAUCAACAAAGUCUGAACUCGAGAGUCAGCUUGUUGAGCUCCAGUCUCAACAUGAAGCAACUGUAGCCAAAUCCCUUACCUCUAUUGAUCCUGAAUCCCAAACCAAGCUUGAGGCUGCUGAGAAAGAAAACUCAGCUCUAAAGCUUGAGCUCCUUUCCAGGGUCGAGGAGCUAGAAAUUAGGAUUAUUGAGAGGGACUUGAGCACCCAAGCUGCUGAAACCGCUAGUAAACAACAUUUGGAGAGCAUAAAAAAGGUGGCUAGGCUUGAAGCAGAGUGCCGCAGGCUAAAGGCUGGGGCCCGCAAAGCAUCGUCUGCGAAUGAUCACAGGUCUGUUACUGCCUCGUCAGUUUAUGUUGAAUCCUUCACAGAUAGCCAAUCAGAUAGCGGGGAGAGGCUAUUGGUGGUUGAUAACGAAAGCCGCAAGAUUAGUGGUUUAGAGUCGAAUGAGUGUGAACCUAGCCAUUCUGAUUCAUGGGCAUCGGCUCUAAUUUCAGAGCUUGAUCAAUUUAAGAAUGAGAAUGCUAUUCGAAGAAACGUCAUGGUCCCUUCGGUUGAUAUUAAUCUCAUGGAUGAUUUCCUUGAAAUGGAAAGGCUCGCUGCAUUACCUGAGACAGAAAGUGGAAGCUGUUGCCCAGAAUCGGGAGCUUUGUCUGACCAACCCCAUGGCGGGGAAAGCCAUUUAAAAGCUGAACUCGACGCAAUGAUUAAUCGGACGGCUGAAUUGGAGGAGAAGUUAGAGAAGAUGGAAAUGGAGAAAGUGGAAUUGGAGAUGGCAGUAACUGAAUGCCAAGAUCAAGUUAAGACAUCAAGAGAUCAGUUAAUGGACGUAGAGCUGAAGUUGGUGGAGCUUCAAACUCGGUUAGAUAUGGUCAACGAAGCAAACAGUGCAUUAGAGGCAGAGCUUGGGUCUUCAAAUGCAAAUAGACAAUCGGCAGAGUCGGAAUUAGUUGAAGUAGAGCUGAAGUUGGUUGAGCUUCAAACUCAGUUAUCUAUGGCAAAUGAAGCAAGAAGUGCAUUUGAGGCAGAGCUGGGGGCUACCAAUGCAAAGAGAGAAUUGGCAGAGUCACAAUUAAUGGUUGUUGAAGCUGAGAUUAAAACCUUGCUUUCAAAAGUUGGUUUUUUGGAAGAAGAGGUUCAAAAGGAGAGAGCUUUGUCAGGGGAAGCUGUCAUUAAGUGUCGGAAAAUGGAAGAUGAGAUUCAAAAGGAGCGGGCUUUGUCAGGGGAAGCUGUGGUUAAGUGUCGGAAAAUGGAAGAUGAGAUUUUGAGAAUGAAACAUGACGUUGAGAUCCGGAAUACAGCAAGCUUGAGCGGAGAUUUGAAGAUAAAACAGGACAAGGAGCUAGCAAUAGCCAGCAGUAAAUUUGCAGAGUGCCAGAAAACAAUCGCCUCUCUUGGGCGGCAAUUAAAAUCCCUUGCAACAUUGGAAGACUUCCUAAUGGACUCCGAGAAAACAACAGAGCUCCCUAAAGAAGGAUCACAAUUUCCUGAAGAUGGUCCUGAAUCAUUGAAACUACCUUCUCGUGACUUGCAUUCGCCAAAAAACGAUUCUGAAGAUCCAAAAACGAUCUCCAGUUGUCCCGGUCCACUAGAAAAUGGUGGGGAAGCAGGCUCGUUGCUAUCAAGAAGCCAGCAGCAGGCUGUUACUGUUGAAAAGAGCCGAAAUGGAUUUGGGAAGUUGUUCCCUCGGAGUAAUAGCAGGAGACAGAAUGAAACUCGGUGAGAAUAUAAAAUAGCAAUAAUAAAUAUAAAAGUGAAACUAAGAAGGGUUUCAAGCUUGGGAUUGUAUAGCAGAAUUCAUGAUUUGUUCUUGUUAGCAAUGAUAACAUUAAAUGUAUGAGAAUUUAGAUAUAUAUAUAUAUAUAUAUAUGUUAAAUUA